UAUAUAAGAGAGAGAAACCCAAAGAAAAUGAACCCAAACGGACGGUGCUGAUAAAUCUGUCUCUCAUCUCAGUCGUCUCCUUUCUCCUCCCUUCUCCAGCGUCCGAUCUUAAGCCAUCCCGUCCUCUCUCGCGCUCGAUCCCAAACUUAGGGUUUUGGCUCGGAUGGCCGAUGCUCCGACCAGUCCAAACGGAGGAGGCAGCCUCGAGAGCGGCGAGCAGAGCCCCCGCUCCAAUGUUCGCGAGCAGGACCGGUUCCUCCCUAUCGCCAAUAUUAGCCGGAUUAUGAAGAAGGCGCUCCCUGCUAACGGAAAGAUCGCCAAGGAUGCCAAGGAGACCGUGCAAGAGUGCGUCUCUGAGUUUAUCAGCUUUAUCACCAGCGAGGCCAGUGACAAGUGCCAGAGAGAGAAGCGGAAGACAAUUAAUGGGGACGAUUUGCUUUGGGCUAUGGCUACUUUAGGGUUUGAAGACUACAUCGAUCCGCUUAAGAUUUACCUGUCCAGAUACAGAGAGAUUGAGGGUGACACCAAGGGGGCAGCAAAGGGUGGAGAUGCACCUGCUAAGAAAGAUGUUCUAUUAAGUCCAAAUGUGCAGGUGGAAAUUGGUCGUCAAGGUUCUUUCUCUCAAGGCAUGAAUUACUCUAAUUCUCAGGUGGCCCAACAUCUGAUGGUUCCCAUGCAAGGCACUGAGCAGGCAUCUGGCUGAUCUUCGUCCAAUAUCAAUAUUUGGUAUCCUACUUUAGGAAUAUCUUGUUCAGUGCCACAUCAUUAUCAAAACAUUAUUCUUAUGUGUGUCACUGACAUUUUAGGGUUAUUCUGGAACUCGUCUCCAGGAGUAUGGCAGGUAACAUUGUAUAUUUACGUGUCUUAGAAUACAAUGAGUAUUUGAACA
Carya illinoinensis is the source of this 889-nucleotide messenger RNA. RefSeq names its product nuclear transcription factor Y subunit B-1-like. Gene Ontology annotation, biological process: regulation of transcription by RNA polymerase II. NCBI's taxonomy places the organism in Eukaryota, Viridiplantae, Streptophyta, Magnoliopsida, Fagales, Juglandaceae. The transcript has 7 exons. The record is from RefSeq and is a predicted model, not a curated record. Gene Ontology annotation, molecular function: RNA polymerase II cis-regulatory region sequence-specific DNA binding; protein heterodimerization activity; DNA-binding transcription activator activity, RNA polymerase II-specific. Gene Ontology annotation, cellular component: nucleus; CCAAT-binding factor complex. Bases 164 to 703 code for a protein of 179 amino acids.